AUACUCAGAAGAAACAUGCAGUUGUUGAGUGGUUCUGUCGUAUUGAAGAAAUACCUUUUGAUCUCCGAAAAUCUUUGGGACAAAAAGCUUCUCAGGAGAUAUUUUUGAAUGAAAAGGCUGAAUGGGACACUGACAUAUUUGUUUCAUCUAUUGUUAGUACUGUUACGGUUAUUCCCUUGUCACCAUGUGAAACAUUGCCUACUGAGUCAAAAGAUAAGCAAAUUAUGUUUGUAAGGAAAUCCUGGGAUGGAAAAAGGCUGAAGCCAUUGCAGCCUAAGUUACUGGCAGAAUUGAAAAAUUCUUUGAAAAUAAGGAAUAAGAUAAAUUGUGCAACUGAAUGCCACCUGACUCCCUCCCACUCUCUGAAAGAAACAACCAGAAAUGUCACUCCGAGUACCAGAGGAAGCAAUAAAAGCACUGCAGAAGUAAAAUUGAGACAUUCAGCUGCUAAGUCUUCUUUGUUUAAGCAGAGACAUUCCCCAAAACUGGCCAGUGGUGACAUCCCUGGAGCAAAGAAAAGAUUACAAUUAAACACUCCUACAAAAUCUCCUAGAAAUAUGCUUGCAGAGCAGCAAGAUGUGAUUGAGCUUCUAGACUGUCGUUUCACUGAAACUGCAAAACGAUUAGCCCUUAAAAGAAAAGUAACAUUUACUGGCAUUAAGGGUUCUCCUAAAAAAAUAUCUUGUGCUUCUGAUGAGGAAGAUUUGCUUUUAGAUAUCAAACCACUGGAAGAGCAGCCUGAAAGAACUACAACAAACUUACCAACUUCACACCAGAGGAACCAAGAUUCCAGUCUGAAAAUCAGGUGCUCUGCUGUGACACAAAGUACCAAAGAUUUAGAUGAAGAACAUGAAUUGGAAACAAGGAAUCCAGCAGUGACUCCACGUUCACGCAGAAAAUGUGCACAAGUGACUGCUGCUCGAAUUGCAGAACAACUUUGUAAUUUAAAUACAGCUGGAGAUAAAGACAAGGAUAAGUGUCUUACUCCCUUGGGAAGUUCUGAUUCAGAUAGCAGUGAUGAUGAAGACAUCAAGAUGCUUCAUACACCUAAAAAGCAAACAAAAUCGACUUCCAGGGUCUCAAAGAACCAAUCCAUUGGGACACCUGCCAAGGAUUCAAGGAAUACUUCUAAGCCAAAAACUCCAACUCCACGUAAUGCCACCCCAAGAAUUCGCAGCCGAAAUCAAAUGGCACAGAAGCCAGCCAGCGUGCUAGAAGAGGCAAGAAUGAGACUGCAUGUGUCUGCUGUCCCAGAGGCCUUGCCAUGCCGUGAAAAGGAAUUCCAGGAUAUCUGUAACUUUAUAGAAAGCAAACUUCUUAAUGGAACAGGAGGGUGUAUGUACAUUUCUGGAGUUCCUGGAACAGGCAAAACAGCAACAGUCCAUGAAGCUAUUCAUUAUCUUCAGCAGGCAGCAGAAAAUGAAGAGAUUCCAUCUUUCCAGUUUAUAGAGAUUAAUGGAAUGAAACUGACUGAUCCACACCAAGCCUAUGUGCUAAUCUUAAAGCUACUGACAGGCCAGAAGACAACUGCCAAUCAUGCUGCUGAACUUCUGAAAAAGAUGUUUUGCACUCCUGGAUCAAAAAGAAAAACUAUAGUACUUGUUGUGGAUGAGCUUGAUCUCCUGUGGACUCGAAAACAAAAUGUGAUGUACAACCUCUUUGACUGGCCCACCCAGAAAGAUGCCAAGUUAAUUGUCUUGGCCAUUGCUAAUACUAUGGAUUUGCCAGAAAGAAUGAUGAUGAAAAGAGUAGCCAGCAGGCUGGGUCUUACCCGAAUGUCUUUCCAGCCCUACACCUACAAGCAGUUACAGCAAAUUAUUUUAUCCAGGAUCAAUCAGUUAAAAGCAUUUGAAGAGGAUGCAGUUCAGCUUAUUUCGAGAAAGGUUGCAGCUUUGUCUGGUGAUGCAAGACGUUGCCUUGAUAUCUGUAGAAGGUCCACUGAGAUCUGUGAACUUGAUAGCAAAAGUGUUCCUGGAUUAGUCAACAUGGCACAUGUUAUAGAAGCCAUGGAUGAAAUGUUCUCAUCUCCAUAUAUAAAUACAAUUAGGAAUGCUUCACUGCAGGAGCAAAUCUUCUUGAAAGCAACAGUUGCCGAAUUUCACAGGUCAGGACUGGAAGAAGCUACAAUUCACCAGAUAUUUCGUCAGCAUGUUGCUCUAUGUAGAAUUGAAGGCCUGCAAACACCUACUGUAUCAGACAUAAUGGCAAUUUCCUCCCGACUUAGUGCUUGUAAACUCUUGCUAGCAGAGUCUAGUGCUAAAUACCUCAGCAUGCGAAUUCGACUCAAUGUUAGCCAGAAUGAUGUUAUGUAUGCACUCAAGCAAGAUCAAGAUGCUAAAUUUUAGUAAGAUUUAUUUUAAA
Python bivittatus (Burmese python) is the source of this 2361-nucleotide messenger RNA. NCBI's taxonomy places the organism in Eukaryota, Metazoa, Chordata, Lepidosauria, Squamata, Pythonidae. The record is from RefSeq and is a predicted model, not a curated record.